UUUCCCAAAACUCCAUAAAGGGUUGUUAUUUGUUAGAUAUAAAAUAUUUAUUUGUUGCAUUUAAAAUGAAAUGGGAAAGUACUACAUUUCCUUUUAUAGAUAUACUUUAUGUAGUAUCUUUCAAAAAAAAAAAAAAAAUUUAUGUAGUAAUUAUACCAUUAAUAAUUAUAGAACAGGUCUAAUUCUGAUAUUUCUGGAUCGUAUUUAAGCUUUCCAUUAUUUUAACCAGAACCAGAGCAUCACGAAAUCGAAGAACAAGACUCAACACUCAACACUCAGUCACUCAACAGUUAUGAAUUUUUGUUGCAGAGCUGCUUCUUCCUUUGCAAUCUUUCAUGGCGGAAAAGGUACUUUCUUUUCCCCUUUUCAAGUUCAUUUUCGAAAUUACUCUCAUUUCUCCAAUGCACGAGAUGCUGUUAAAGAAGAUCGUCAGUUGUUUCUCAAAUCAGUUAGAGAGCAUUGUAAAUUAGGGUUUUCAAAUCUCAAUUAUCCCCUUUCUCUCUUCCAUCAAUUGAUCUCUUUGCGUCCCCUUCCUUCUAUCAUUGUUUUCACUCAACUGUUUACUGCUAUGUCUAAAUUGAAACGCCUUCACCAGUUCACCCUCACUCCAUCAUCAUAUCUCUCGUCAGAGAGCUAGAGUUAUCUGGUAUUCGACCAAAUAUGCAUUCUAUUGGUAUUCUUGCUAAUUGUUACUGCCAUUUGGGCCGUGUUGAUUUCGGCUUCUCUCUUCUCGCCAAAAGACUUAAGCUUGGUUACCCCUUUGAUCGUGAUUGUGUUAUCUUUACUACCUUAAUUAAUGGCUAUAUCCACUGUGAUAAGCUUCCUCAAGCUCUUCAAUUGCUAGAUGAAAUUGUUAAGCAGGUUUCCAACCCACAUUGUUACCUAUGGUGCUAUUUUCAAAGGCCUUUGUCGGAUUGGUGACAAUGCUGCUGCCCUCCACUUGCUCAGGAAGAUGCAAUCUGGUCGUUGUCAACCUAACCUUGUUAUAUAUAGCACCAUCAUUGAUAGUCUUUGUAAGGAUAGGCUGUUGAAAGAGGCCCUCGACCUGUUCACCGCCAUGAAAAGUGAGGGCAUUAUACCUAACGUUAUCACUUAUAACUCUUUGAUUAGAGGUCUCUACAACUCUGGCUCCAAGGUCGAGGCUAAAUAUAUGCUGGCGGAGAUGUUGGAGUGUAAUGUAGCACCAGAUGUUCCCACCUUCAGCAUGCUGGUUGACAUGUUAUGCAAAGAUGGGAAUGUUGAUGAAGCACAAGCUAUUCUAGACUAUAUGAUUGAGAGAGGUGAGGUGCCAGAUGUCAUUACUUACAAUGCUUUACUCGAUGGUUAUUGUUUGCGUGGUCAGAUGGAGGAUGCGGAAAAACUACUUGAUUUGAUGGCCAAGAAUGGUUGUGAGCCUGAUAUUGUAAGUUUCAACACUAUGAUUAAUGGAUACUGCAAGGCUAGAACCAUUGACAAAGCACUCAAUUUAUUCCAAGAAAUACUUGAGAAACAAAUAAUGACACCUGAUGUUGUUACCUAUAAUACUCUCAUUGAUGGACUAUGCAAAGUUAAUAGACUCCCACUUGCGCGUAAAUUGUUCAAGGAUAUGCAAAGUCAUGGAAUUAUUCUUGACAUUUUUCAUAUGCUUCAUUGCUUGACAGCUUAUGCAAAAAAGCGCUACUUGAUGAGGCAAUAGCAUUACUUGAAGAUAUGGAAUAUAAUGGUGUUAAGCCUCAUAUUGUCAUCUACAAUAUCCUAAUGGACAGUUUGUGUGAGGCUGGGCAACUUUGAAGAUGCAGCCAAUUUCUUCUCCGAUCUUGUAUUGAAGGGUCUACAGCCUAAUGUUAAAACGUACAACAUAUUGAUCAAAGGUUUUUGCAAGAAAAGGCUCAUGAAUGAAGCUUUGAAUUGUUGACAAUAAUGGAGGAAAAUGGUUGUUAUCCUAAUGAUCGUACCUAUAAUACAAUUAUCAGAGGAUAUGUUGUCAACAAUGACUUAUCAAAUGCAUUCUACUACUCUGACCUUAUGGUUAGCAAGGGAUAUGAAGCUGAUACUUUGUCGUUAUUUAUUGGCCUCUUGUCUUCUGAUAAUUUAAGUGACUCGGCAAAGGACCAGCUAAUGAAGUUUAUCAGGUGACUUGAAUAAAAACAAUUGAGGUUGUUGCUGCAGAAUGACAUAAGUUGAUCACUUGACAUGGAGUUAAAACUGUGUCCCUGGAAAGUUUUGGGGCCAGUUUUCUCAAUAUUGAAGUAGUUCUUCAGCCUUCAGGUAAUGUUCUAGUAAUUGCUCUACAGUUGAGCUGUUGUUCUACCUCAUGGCUCAGAUUGAUGUUUAAUUUCUUCAAUCUACUGCUUAGUUCUCAUUGAAUCAUAUAUUUAGAUUCAUGUCUUACUCAAAUGGCACCCUUACCUUUGAAACAAUUGUUUCCAAGUGAUCUCUUAGUUAUAGGAUUAUGCCCAAAAAAAAUAGGUGAUACUGAAGUCAAAAUGCGAUAUGUGAUGAUUGGAAGCUGGAUGCAGAACACAUGUAGGAAAUUUUCCUAAUUACAGAAGGGUAUGUUUUCCCCCUCGAUACGCUUACCCCGCUCUAGCUUACAGCAUCUGAAGAGAAUGCCUUCGUUUCCAGCAGUUGGUAGAUGGAAUUAUCCUAUCCAUCCAUUCUUUCGAUGUAAUUAGACUGUGUAGUGUGUAGUAUAUAGUACAUUCUGUGGAUUUUAUUUGUAGGUAGAUGGAAUUAUCGUACCUAUGAACUGCUGCACGAAUCCAAAAUGUGUUGACAUAUGGAAUGUUAGAAUAUAUUUCUUAUAUUUCCUAGAAUAUAAAUGGUAGAAGAUGAUCAAGUAUAUAAUUUCAUUUUAUUAUUA
Messenger RNA from Beta vulgaris subsp. vulgaris (sugar beet), 2842 nucleotides. RefSeq names its product pentatricopeptide repeat-containing protein At3g22470, mitochondrial. Gene Ontology annotation, molecular function: protein binding. NCBI's taxonomy places the organism in Eukaryota, Viridiplantae, Streptophyta, Magnoliopsida, Caryophyllales, Amaranthaceae. Bases 845 to 1675 code for a protein of 276 amino acids. The record is from RefSeq and is a predicted model, not a curated record. The transcript is spliced from 2 exons.